AUGGACAAAAAAGCAAACCUAUUAAGACUACAUGAUAGGGUAAAAAAAGAGUUGUUUGUUUAGAAUAAUGAAGAAGGAUAGAUAUAAAAAUUAAGUCCAUAAAUUCUUGAAUAUGUAUAAUGUUCAAGUCAUGGUGAAUUAAUGGAGGAGACAUUUUAGAUUACAAUAGAUUAAAGAAACAGAAAAUUUCAAGAUGAUUAUAAGAUAGGGAAAAUAUUAGGAGAAGGAGCUCAUUCUGUAGUUAGAUAAUGUUGGUAAAUAUAAAAUCCUGAUGAAACUUAUGCAGUUAAGAUUACUCGAAAUGGAGAUCCUGAAAUAAUGGGAAUAAUGAAAUAAACAUUUCUAAACACUUUGAAACUAAAUAAUCCUCUAAUUGUGAGAACAUAUAAGCUUUAUAUUGAUACAAAUACAGAAUGUUCAUAUUUAGUAAUGGAAUAUUUACCUUAUCCUAGUCUACUUGAACUACUAAAACAAAAUACACUUACAUAUGAUGAUAAAUUAUCUAUAAUACGACAAUGUUUGGAAGCUAUCCAAUAUUUACAUAGAAUGGGUUUAUGCCAUCGUGAUCUUAAACCAGAUAAUAUUUUAAUUGAUUAAGAUAAUAGUACUAUAAAAAUUAUUGAUUUUGGUGUAUCAAAAAGAUUUAUUAUAACAUAAUAGAGAGAUAUUUAAAUCCAAUUAUUAUGGACUAUUACUGGUAAUAUUAAUUACUAGGCACCUGAAUUAUGGAAUGGAUCUGGUUAUAAUGAAUUGAUUGAUAUCUGGGCUAUUGGAGUUAUUGCUUAUUAAAUGUUAUGUAAUAGAUUACCAAUCAUAAUUGAAAAUAGAAUUGAAUUCAAUGAUAUUGAAAUUCAAUAACAAUCAUUUUUAUCAACAGAAUUUAAAUCACUUGACUUACUCUCUCAAGAUUUACUUAAAAGAUUGUUAUCUUUUAAUCCUAAUAAGAGAAUUAAUGCAUCAUGUAAAUUAUUUAUUAAUUAUUAUAGAAGCUUUAGUUCAUCCAUUAUUAUAUCAAAAAUAUUCAAUUUCUUAAUUAUAAUUUAUGAAAUUGAAUUCUAAAUAAUAUACAAAAGAUGAUAUGCUUUUAAAUAAUAAAGUUUAAAUUAAUGCUCAUUCAAGUUAAGCUAUUAAAUAUCUUUAAUAAUCUUAAGAAGAUUAUCAGAAUGUAAAACAUGAUUUUAAAAAUAAAUGUUUUAUUGAUGCUAUUCAUUAAACUGAUAAAGAUACAUCAUAACAAAUGAGAAAUAGAUCUAUUCAUUUCUAAUAAUCAAUUAAUUCAUUAUGUCAAUCUAUUUCUACUAAACCAGAUGAAGUUAAAGAAUUUUUUGAUAUAGUUUAAAAAUGUGAUAGUAAUUCAAGUUUAGAUUCCUUGGAUGAAAGAAUUAAAGCAAGUAGUAGUCCUCCUAAUGGUUUAGAUAUUAUUAAAGAAGAAGAUGCAGACACACCACUUUUUAUGAAUAAAAUUAAAUAAUAAUAAUAAGAAUUUUUAAUUGAAUGAA
Paramecium sonneborni is the source of this 1499-nucleotide messenger RNA. NCBI's taxonomy places the organism in Eukaryota, Ciliophora, Oligohymenophorea, Peniculida, Parameciidae. The record is from the annotation of a GenBank genome assembly.